AUGACACUCACCACUCAUUCAUGUUGGACACUGAAAUCUUUCAUUAUAGCCACCCCACUAACAUUCUCUGUGUGUAGCGCUCGACUUGCUCCCCCCUUCGCGCCUGACUCUAUAUUGCACUCUUUUUCUCUUUCUUUAUUUAUUCUAUCUUUCUCAUUCAGCACUUUUUUCUUCUUCUUUUUUUUUUACUACUACACAUCAACAUUUCUUUCUCUGUGUUAUAUUGUCUACACUUUUGAAUUCCUCGUAUACAUCUCUCUUUACCCACUCUUUCUACACGCUCUUUAUUUUCUCUCCUUUCCAUCACACCCUUUAUCCCCCUCCCCGAACUUUUUCUCUCCAUAUCCGUCAAUUUCCCCCUCUCUCUUUGUGUGUGUAUCUAUCUAUCUAUCUAUAUCUAAAAUUAAUUGCUCCAUCUGUCUAUCCAUCUAUCUAUCUAUCUAUCUACCUCUCUCUAAGACAUUAAUCUAUCUAUUUAAAACUGUAAUCCGUCUAUCUAUCUAUCUAUCUAUCUAUCUAUCUAUCUACCUCUCUCUGUCUAAGACAAUCUAUCUAUCUAAAUCUGUAAUCUAUCUAUUUAUCUAUCUAUCUAAUAAUAUUUUUCUUAUUCUUCUACUCUCAAAUGUCCCCGUUCUAUUUUCCUCUCUCACUCCUUCAUUUAUUCCAAAGACAGUUUUUCAUUAUUUAUUUUUCACUUCUCCUCCUCUCAUACUCUUACUUUCAUGUUCUUCGUUUCUUUUUUCAUACCCAUUAUUCUGUCAAAAGCUCCUUUUGUCAUGUUUUCUUUUCUUCCUCUCAUUUCACUUUUCUAUCGCGUCUUUUUCUUGCUUCCUCUCAAGUACAUACACAGAGACAGUUAACGCGUACGCAAGCACCCACCCAUUCUCUGUUACUUUCAUAUUGAAUUUUUCCGUCACCGAACAUUCUCAUUUCUUCUUCCGCUCAGAAUUCCUCGCUGAUACUCACUUAAUACAACUCGGCUCAACUCGCAAUUCAACUUCUACUUUCACUUUCGCUUUUAACUUACCAACUUGA
Messenger RNA from Acanthosepion pharaonis, 1035 nucleotides. The record is from the annotation of a GenBank genome assembly. NCBI's taxonomy places the organism in Eukaryota, Metazoa, Mollusca, Cephalopoda, Sepiida, Sepiidae.